GAGAGGGCAGUGACGUCACCCUGGGGCAUAAACGAGCCUAGCAACUACCGCAGGGCCCAGCCGUGAUUGGCUGAGACGAGUGAGGCGUGCCGAUUGGCCCGGCCCCGAGGGGCCAAUAGCUUUUGGCCUCCGCGGGCGAGCGAUUGGCCGAGAGUAUGUUACCGGGCGGCCGCCGGCUGGAGCGCGAGAGCGGCCGGGCUGUGAGGGAGGGGCGUGCGCCCACUGGCGAGCACCUGCAGAGGUGGGCUCCGGCGGAUGGGUGGGAAGCCGCGCGUGGCCCCCUCCCUAGCGUGAGCCGGCGCUCGAGCCCGGAAGCGGCGGCCCGCCGGGCCACGUGCUGGGAGCCGGGCCGAGCCCCCAGGGAGCAAUUGUAAAGAAAAAUGGAGGGGAGCACUAAGAAGCAAGAAGCAAAGGUGGCAAAUGAGCCAACUGAUUCCACCCUCGAAAAACAGCCAGCCCCAACCCCCCCACAAGGGGAAUCGGAAGCCGAUAGUUCCGAGGAAGAAGUUCCCCAAGAGCUGAAAGUGUGGGGCUACGGAGGGGCCGAAGGGGGGGGCUGCUGGCUGCAGGAGGAGGCCUUGAGCAUUCCUGGAUCGGCGGAGGAGGAUGAGGAGAGUGAGGCUAUCCAAGCCAUGGCGCUCGGGGUGGAAUUACAGUGCAGGCUCCAGCUCCACCUGGAUCAGCUGGAGGCCAAGGCCAAAUCCAGGGCCAGGGCCAGGGCCAGGGCCAGGGCCAGGGCCGCGAUGGCUGCCAGACGGGGCAGCCCGGAACGCGCCCUGGGAGCUUCGGCAAGUCCGGCAGCCGCGGCCCGCCCUCAGCCCUUGGUGGUCCGGGGCAGUCGGGGGGAGCCCCACAUCCGAGCUCAAGAGACGGAGGCCUCCCUGGGGCAGGCCCCUGAGGAAGUCAAACCAGGUGUGAAGGGAGGCCGAGAUCCAUUCGGGGCUCCCGUUCGGAAAACGGGAAAGGGCCCCAGAGGAAAGGAAGCUGCUGCUAAAGCUCGGGAAGGUCCGCCGGCCUCUAAUCCUCCUAGUAUCUGCCAGAGAAGAGAGAACUACCCAAAUCUGGAGCUGAAAGGCUCGAGAGCCACGUUCUCAGGGACCCCAGUAGCCAGAAGCCGGGAGAGACCCCAAGUCCGCUCGGGGAGCAGCUGGAGAGGUGAGACCAGGGAGCCCUUCCGCCCGCCCACCACGUGCCUUCCUCAUCUGCUCUUUGCUUCAUCUCUCAAUGAAAAACCCAAGUUGCGCUUGGACAAGACCUCAGCCCGAAGCCCGGCCGAGCUCCCCGGGCCUCCAUUCCCCCUCUUUCAAAGAAGACGAUGACCGUUGGGAUCUUUCCAGCUCAGUGUCUGCUCCUCAUUCUCGGCCUCUUUCCGCCCCUCAGACCCUGCCGCGUGACCUUAGAAAGCCCCUUCCCCUCCCCCCUGUCCCCCUGCCUAACUGUCUCAUCUGUCUCUCUCGGACAUGCUCCGAACACAGGUUGCCCGUAUUUCCCAGCUAGCAUCGGGGUUCCUCUCCCCUCACCUCCAGCACGGAGCCCUAGUGUAUGGCAGGUGCCCCCCGCCAGGAAGGCCAAUGGGGGGGGGGGGGUUUGGCCCCUGCCCCCGGGUUCUCCUGCCCCUGGGUUCAGAUGUGUUUGUGUGCGCUCGCGUGACCCCAGGCAAGUCCCUUCUCUUGAAGCCUCAGUUUCCUCCUUUGCCCCCGGCGAAUGGAGGGGGCUGGGCAUCCACACCCUGGAAGCUCUUUUCCAGCCCUUGCCUCGCGUGUCUGUGCGCGAGUUCGGGCCCACGGCCGUCCCCCGCCGUCGUCAGCACGGCCACUUCUGCCGCCUCGGCCGCACCCCGCAGACUCUCGUGGUGUCCCAUACGUGCGGCCCCCUCCCCCACCCCCGGCACCCGGCCCACACUCCUCCAGAAGCAGAGGAGGCCUCUGUCUACCCCUCUCCACCUUGCGGCCCGUCUGAGCCAGAGACGUCUGCCGGUGGCAGGAAGGAAGAGUCCCAAGCUCCCGGCAAGUCUCCCGCUCCAGGGCCUCCAGCAGAAGAAAAUACAAAGGAAGAGCCUCUAGCGGGAACUGAAGGCCUCGUUCCCACGAGUCCCCACGCAGGUAAGACUGUGACUUUUCCCUUCAUCUGGGUCAGGGAAAACGAGAGACCGAGGUGGAAAGGGCCUCGGAGAUUAGCCCCUCCCUCCCGUGGAGAAACUGAGGCACAGAGCCAAGGAUUGACUUGUUACAGGCCUUGCCUCUUAUUCAGAGCUACAAGCCCCGUUAGAAUCUAAGUACCCUAAAUCUCCAGCCCAAGUAACGAGCACGGAGACUCGGGCGGCAGGAACCUCUAGAUGCUAGUGCUACAGAUCCAGGGGCUGGCCCAGAAACAACAGCACCAAGCAGGGCAAACGUGCAUCCCGGGGAUCGCGAGCACACUAGGGAAGGUCCCGGCUUGGGGACGGGGGCCUCACUCAGCCUUGCUCACUCGCUCGGCCCCUUCCAACUUAGGGAGAGAGGAACCCUGGAGCUUCAGUCCACAGUUCCCUCCCCCACCCCCGCUUCUCGGGACGGGACGUCACAGCCUCCAACACAACCAACUCUCACUGAGCUUGGGAGGAUUAGGGACUCUGAGCACACCCUCCCCCCAAUUUCUGACAGCAGGGUAAUGGAGCCAAACUUCCAGCCAGAGAUUCACCCCACUGUACCCAAAGCCAGGAAAAAACACUGAGGGAGGAAGAAAGUCUUCUCUUCUCUGUGUGGGUGAUGAGGAAUAGCUCAGGUCAGGGAGGCCGGGGGCUUAGGGGGAGGCGCAGCGGGCUUCAGGAAAUCAGGGCGUGCUUAAGGAUCAGGAAGACACCCAGAAGCCUUCUUCGGCUUGGCUGGUACCACACCCUUGUCCCCCAGGCCUGGACACAGGGGGCUGGUCUGGAUGGAAAUAUUGUGAAAUAAGGCAGAAGGAGGAAGUAAGCCGGAGACAGAGAAGGAAGGAGACAGAGAGAGAAAGGAAAAUGAGAGAGAGAAAAGAAAGAAACAAAGAAAAAGACAGAGAAAGAAAAAGAAAGAAAAAAAAGAGAG
This is a messenger RNA of Sarcophilus harrisii (Tasmanian devil), 3059 nucleotides long. RefSeq lists its product as uncharacterized. Bases 381 to 1319 code for a protein of 312 amino acids. The record is from RefSeq and is a predicted model, not a curated record. The transcript has 4 exons. NCBI's taxonomy places the organism in Eukaryota, Metazoa, Chordata, Mammalia, Dasyuromorphia, Dasyuridae.